AUGGCCAACGAUCCACGAUCCCAGCCAGAUGUCGUCCCUGCGGUGACUUCAGACCAACUUUGGAUGAAAAAUCCGGAAUGUAUCAGCUGCCUUGCCCGCGGGCUAGAUCUCAAGCAUUGCCCGUUCUACGAUGUGUGCCCAAGCUGUGGAAGCGGUCCUGACGCUCAUGGAGAGCACUGUCCAUUCAAGAGGCAGGGACCCCGGACGAAGUUCUUCAGGAUUCAUCCACCAAAGCCAGGGAAAAUAGCUUGGUGGGACUAUGGAGAUUGGAUCGCGAAACCUCUCAAGCCCUACGUUCCAGAUCCUAAGGGCCCAGAACCUCUUCAGUUUCUUCUCCGUCCUUCCCUCGCAUUUCCUAAAGGAACAACGCUCCCAAAUGACAAAGAUAUAGUGAGAGCAGCCUGGGAUAACGAAUGCCGGGAGUACGGUACUACCAAUCCUCUUGAGCCUCCUCGGUACAUUCGUAAUAUCCGAUCAGUGCUCGAGACCAGGAAGAGGAGGUUCACGUCUGAAAGCUCUGACUCGGAAAGUCAGACAACACCUCCGAGGUUCAAGCCAACGAGGAAAGCUCGGAGGAUUUUCAAGAGGGUACGGGGAGCCGCCUCUGGACUCGGAGGCCCGGACAAUCGUUCUAUACCCAGGCCUCGUGCCUCUCACACCAAGUUCACGCAUUUGCAAAAGGUCCCAAAGUUAUUGGAGGCUCCAGGCAUAAAAACAAUUAUUCCAGGCCCCCACAAAAAUUUCGCGCGUCUGCAAAAUGUCCCAAUCUCAUUGGUGGCUCCAGGCAUGAAAUCAAGUAUUCCAGGGUCUCUUGAGAAUUACACGUUCAACUCCGAGGCACAACAAACCCUUGUUCGCUUUCCGGCUUCUCUUGAGAACGUUGCAAAGCAGCUUGUUCUGUCUCUUAGAGAUGGCGAUCAUGCCGAGAUAUUUCGCCUCGACUAUGCAGCCGAGAUUCGACAGCACGGUGUGGACCCACUAGUUCAGGUGAUACUAGCCUUUGUACACCCGACAGUGUUUAAGCUCCAGGGCAAGGAGCUCACACCAGACAUAAGGACCAGCACAGGACCAAUCAUUCAUGCAAUGGGGUCUACUUGUGGGUAUCUGGACUUCGUGACUGACGAUCGGAAUGGUCUCUAUGUUUGUUUCUAUGUCGGACAAUCCAGCAAGGUUCUUCUCCGCAUCGACACCCACUGCAGACAUAUCCUGCAAGGGCUUUGCGACAAGCUCCAUUACUUUAUCCUGAAUAUGGGAGACGGUCACCGAAGAGCAAAUUGGUUACAACUUUGGCGCAUGCCCGACGAGUUCAGACACAAAGAGACAUCCUCUGGUUUCAGCAUAUCAAUCAUUCAAUGCUGUCUAGAGAUGAUGUUUUGCCGAGCGUUUGAGACCCUCGCUGAUGAAACUCUUACAGAGUAUUUUGGCACUGCUCCCGACGAGCGAUAUACUGGAACAGGCUUGAAUGUACUCCCCCCCCCCUUGCUGCAGCCUUUCGCGGGUUCCCAAUUGGAUACGUCAAGGGCGCAACAUCGAUCGCGCCUUAUUGGGUCUUUGGACCCCGAGAUCGCUGCUUUCCCCGCAAUAAGAGUCAAAAUGAUCGCUGCAGAACGUCAGGUUACUUCUGCGACAUCAAAGACCGUACCACCCAGCCUUACAGCUUAUGGCAGACUGAUUCAGGAGCAACUUAAAGCACAAGAUGUACAGCACUACAGUCUUGACAUGCUUAUAUCGAAGACUCCGCUCCCGACCGGAUACUUUGAUCUCGGACAUCAAUUUACGACCGCCUUUGGUGAUAUGGACGACUUCCAUACUCUUCCCUUCGGAUCACUCAAGGCAAAAGUCUGCAUUGUCUUGGAUAACAGAAGUAUCGAUAUUGGUACAAGAACAACAGACUCCGGUUGGAUUCCUUGGCUUCUUCGUUCGGUUGGUUUCCAUGGAGAUAAUACUCUUCUCUUCACCUACAAUCACACAAACCGUGGGCUGUACGACUCUAGGACCGAUGUUGAGGACGAGGAUCAUAUUACGCGCCUUCUUCUGUGCGGUCCUGCGUCAAGACAAGAGAUCCUUGCCAGCAUUCGCUUGGGAAAACCGGCAGUCUAUGGACCAUAUACACUAGACUUUCGGGGACAGAAAAUGCAUUGUUGGAUUCAGAAGCAUUCUGAUAACAGCAUUUUUCGCAUGUUUGUUGAAUCACCUGAGCCAUUCCCAGUCGUGUCCAGCGGCUGGCAACAGGUUAUGAAGCUUGGAGAGGUCUUUAAGAUCGCUGUUGCGAUGACAGACAUCAAUGUGGACGCUUAUUACUUCGAAGCUUGUUCGUUCCGAACUAAACUCGUGAAGCAGCUUUGGUCCGAGCGUCAUGACCAGGACCUUCAGCCAUGGACUCCAGAGAAUAUUGAUCCACUCAUUCGGGCGUAUCUAUGCCGACGCGGAUUUUCCACAAUGGAGGACUUAGAAAAGCUACAACAGACCAAUACCGAGGGGUCUUUGUCGCGCGCUCUUAUAGUCCUCCUUAGUUGCUUCAACGAAGAACAUACUCGGAAAGGUCGCGGCGUUACUAAUAACAAUACCAGCGAUACUACUUCGUCAAAGUAUCAGAAGAUUGAGAAACAUGAGAUGGAAGCGGUACGGAAGCUAUAUACUCAGGCGGAGACGAGGCGCCGGACCAUGCAGCCAACCGAGAAGCCUCUUGCUUCUCUGAAAGAUGCGGACGAAAUAGUCGAAGAACGACUUGAGCCAGAAUCGGAUGAAGAAGAACCUAUCGAACCCGACAAGGAAGAGCAACGAGACAUUGACACAGCUUUUCCGGACCCUGACUCGAUGGAUGACUCAACAUGGGAUCCAGACAUUGGUCUAUUUGCUUCUGCCAAUGAGGUGCAGACCCUGUUGGAGUAUGAGGAACAGCUGAUCACCGACCGAAGCGGGAUUCGCAUAUCAACAUCUGGGGUCCAAGCAGAUCUCUCUGAUUCUCGGCAUUCGAAUAGGUGGGUCGCUGAUCUUCUUGAACAUGGGCGGCUUUACAAAGGUUGGUCCCGCCCACAAAAGGAAGGACGAUUUCUACAAAUGAAAUUGGCUCAAGAUCAGGAUUCCAGAUGGUUCAUAAGUAAAUGGCUUCCGGAAUUCGAGCCUGCAGCCAGGCUUGCGAUCAAAGGGCGGGGUGACAAAGAAGAUGGCUCACAUUUCAAUGAUUGGAUUUACGAUUCAGUGGGUACUGCACAUCCUGGGGUUAUGGCUAAAAGGAUCUUUCAUGCAAACACUAUCGUGGACUGGUUAGAAGGCUCAAUACACUUGGUCACUUUGAGACCACGGCGCUAUGUCACACAAUCGAAGACGACCAGCAGCCUAAGCGACUUCUGGGAGAAAUACAAGAACGAAUGGCUAUGA
Messenger RNA from Exophiala viscosa, 3381 nucleotides. RefSeq lists its product as uncharacterized. The record is from RefSeq and is a predicted model, not a curated record. Bases 1 to 3381 code for a protein of 1126 amino acids. The transcript has 6 exons. Lineage: Eukaryota; Fungi; Ascomycota; Eurotiomycetes; Chaetothyriales; Herpotrichiellaceae.